Messenger RNA from Maniola jurtina (meadow brown), 6481 nucleotides. RefSeq names its product phosphatase and actin regulator 4. The record is from RefSeq and is a predicted model, not a curated record. The transcript is spliced from 13 exons. NCBI's taxonomy places the organism in Eukaryota, Metazoa, Arthropoda, Insecta, Lepidoptera, Nymphalidae. Gene Ontology annotation, biological process: actin cytoskeleton organization. The coding region runs from base 845 to 2482 and encodes 545 amino acids. Gene Ontology annotation, molecular function: actin binding.
UCUCAACUUUGAGAGGACAUCUCAAUUCUCAAUUAUGUUAAAAAUAUUUCAUUAAUACCCGUUUGUCUGAGUGACGCUUACAAUUUAUGUAUAUCAGCAGCAGAUAGGUACGUAAUCUAAUUUCACGAGAACCGAUGUUACAGUUAAUCAGCUCUUAUAAAACAUAAUUAAAACGUAUUUUGUAACAGCUAUCUACUUUAGGUAAAGAAUGCGAACUUAUGGACGUUUGUGCACUCAUUUUUAUUCGUAUGAAUAAGAUUCGAAGUGGUCAUCAUACGAAAUAUACCUGCGCACGCUUAUGUAACUCAUUUGAUACGUAUUUAACUAUUUAAAUGUACAUACCUACAGAUCCGUCAAAAAUUAUUAUUUAAUCAAAUAAGUGUAUAUAAGCGCACGUGCAUUUUUAGCUAUGACGGCCACUUCGUUCGAAUUCGAAUCGAAUACGCAUAAGUCAUAAACGCCCUUCGGAUAGUUAGUAGUUAAGUAGUUUUCACAACAAGUAUUGUAAAAUAUAAUAUCAGCAACACUAUGUAAUAAUUUGUAGGUAAUUUAUGUAAGAGUGAAACUGCUUUAUGUAUUCGUAUUCAUCUCGGUCCGGGAUCCUGGCUAGUAGGGUGAGGAUGCGCACAUGAGAUGCGCCGCGCAGCCUCCAUUUGUCCCUUCGCCUCCGUGGCGCCACCAUCUAAGAUUAUUCAUAGUUUCACGAGGUGAACGCCACACCAAGAGUGCUGCUUAAAUGUAUGGCCGUGUGCCGUAAUUACGUGCUGAUGGCUCGGAGGUGAAAUAAAACGUGGAGGGUUCGCGGAGGGCGCGCGAAAGGGCGCCGUGGCGGUGCUACGGACCCAUGCUUACUCACAGUAGAUCUGAUGGCGAUUUUCCCAUAUAUACAAGAGCCAAAAAACAAAAUGGUUCAGCAGUACGAACGAACAGCCUUGGCUCAGGUGCGCGAACACCCCCCGCGGAGCGAACAAAGUCCAAAUUCUCAGCGUUUGGUAGGCUUUUCAAACCGUGGAAAUGGAAACGGAAAAAAAAGUCAGAGAAGUUCGAAGAAGCAUCUAGAAAAUUAGAAAGGAAGAUAUCCGUCCGAGCAAAUAGAGAUGAGUUAGUCCAAAAAGGAAUCCUUCUGCCCGAGAGUCCAGUGACCCCUGUACCCGAAGCUAAUGAGGAGGAAUCCCCGACAUACGGGGAGGAGACGCGGAGCGAGCGCGACGGUCCGGGCAUGGACCGGAUGCAGGGCAUGCACGCGGCGCUCCACGCGCAGCUGGCGGCGCAGCUAGCGCAGCAGCAGGCUGCGCUAGCCGCUGCCGUGGCCGCCGCCGCCGCCGCGCAUCACCACCACCAGAACAACAACGUUAUUGAACCAAAGAAAGACAAAUUGGAGAAUGGUGGCGAGUUGGUGAGGCCUGAGAGGCCGAAUUCAUUGACCGCGGGCAAACUCCCGAGGCGGAUAUGCUAUCAAGGAGACGUGGGUGGUUACACCGUGGGCGGCGACGGCGACGCGAGCGCGGAAGAGCAGCUGAUGCUGUCGGACCUGCCCGAGCCGCCCAUUGCCGUGUCCGACAUAGGGCCCAUCCCGCCGCCGCCCAUGUUCAGCUCGCCGAGCCCCACGCGCCACCAUGCGCACUCCCUCGCCAAUACACAUUCCGAUUCUGAAGAGGAGGAGUCGGGCUCGGAGGAGGAGGCGGAGGCGAACGCGGACACGUCCCGCGUGGAGGAGAUACCGCCGAAGGAACCGCUGUUCAACGCCGUGCCGCUCAAGUCCGCGCUCAAGAAACGACCCGCGCCCGCCGCCUCGCCCGCCGCCACGCCGCUCGCGCCGCGCCAGGACCACCACCACGCCAGCUUCAAGCGGCCGCCGCCCAAGCCGAGGAUUCGCAUAUGCAGCCGACCGGUGCGCGUCGGUAACGCGCUGGAGAACAAGGAAAACGCGCGGCCCUGGGAGGGCGAGUUCCGCGAGGAAUGCGCUAGCGACUCGGAGCGCGUCGCCGCCAAGCUCGCGCGCAAGGAGAGCCUCAACAUCAAGCUGGCGCUGCGCCCCGACCGCCAGGAGCUCAUCAACAGGAACAUCCUGGUGGUGCAGAGCGAGCACGAGCGGCAGGAGUCGUGGGAGGCGAUCGGGGCGCGGCUCAUCCGGCGGCUGUCUAUGCGGCCCACGGCUGAGGAGCUCGUCGAGAGAAAUAUCCUUAAAAGCCAGUCCCCAGCGGAAGAAAAGAAACAAAAAGAGGAAAAGAAACGGUAUCUACUACGCAAACUUAGUUUUCGGCCUACGGUCGAUGAACUUAAGGAAAAGAAAAUUAUUAGAUUCAGCGACUACAUUGAAGUCACACAGGCGCACGACUACGACCGGCGCGCGGACAAGCCGUGGACCCGGCUGACGCCGCGCGACAAGGCCGCCAUCCGCCGCGAGCUCAACGAGUUCAAGAGCUCCGAGAUGGCGGUGCACGAGGACAGCAAGCACCUCACCAGGUUCCAUCGACCAUGACGGCUGUGCCUUAGCCCCGGAGCGAGGAGCGCGCGGCGCCGCGGCUGAGCGGAGCCGAGCGCCGUCACCUGUGAUUUAACGUAUUUAUAUUGACUUCUUCCGGCCCUCGGAAGAUUUGUAUGCAAUAACUUACCAGAACGCAGCGGUAAAGUGUUGAUUAUUCUAAACUCACGUUUGACUGCCGUUUCGGAGUUACGACUUGUGAACGCGAACCGUGUGUGCAAUCUUGUUUUAAUAUUUUACCCACUGUCAUUUUAGUAUAUUUUUUCGAGUACAAUUUUAUUGUGGUUAUCGUAACGAUUUAUAUUUAGUUGACGUAUCCUAAGCGUACCUAUACAUUCUUUGAAUUGACCUUCGAGAAAGGUUAGUGAUACUGAUUAUUGUGGUCGAGAUUGAGUUUAUGAAGCUCGGUGAGAAUUAAGAGUUAUUUUGAAAUGUGAAACGUAUCCCGUUUAGAAAUUAUGUAGAUUGUGAUUUUUUUUUAAAUCGCUAGCCUUAAUCUUGUAGUCGUUAAGCUAUAUUUUGUCGUAUUUAUUUGUUGCAGUUGUUCUUGGUCACAAUUUGUAUUUUAUACUUUGAAUUUUAUCGGUAUGUAGCGGUUAUAGAAAGCGAGCUUCUAUUUCUUGUUAAAUUAAUUAGGUAUUAUAAAAACGCAAUCUUUGAUAGCUGAAAGUACAUUUUAUUAUGUAUAUCAUUUUAAAAUUUUAAUGCUAUGUUCACUUAGACAUUUCGCUUCCUUGUGCUGAGAUACUGCCACAGAUUUUCAUAUAUGUUUCUAGAGUACUUUUGUAGUAGUUUGGGAUUUGGUGAGGUUGAAUUAAUAAAGAAUUUUGAAUUUAAUCGAAGAACUUGGUAUGAUUGCCUCCGUGCAACACGUUCGCACUCUUGGCAGGAUAGUUAAAGAAACAAUAUUUUAUUUCUAUGUGGUAAAAUUCUCAUAAAAUAUUUUUUAUGUUUUAUACUAAAUAGAAACUAACACUCCACAAGUUACACUUCACUAUGAUAACAUAUUCCUAUUUUAUUAGCACUAAAAUUAACCUAACCUGAAUAACUUAAAUUUUUAUAAAAAGUUGUUAAAAGGAUAUAAAUACUUAGUUAAGGCAAGUACAUUACACAUUGGCUUAUUUCGGUAGUUUAUAAAAGCCUCGAUAAAAUACAAUAGUUCGUUGUUUGAUUGUGAAAAUUAAUUUCAGAAUGGGAAAUAAAUCUGGAUAUAUAAUAUAAUAUUAUUAUAAAUAUUUAAAAAGCUGUUAGGAAAUUAACAGAUUCGGAUUCAUCAUUAGUACAGGGAGAUUGUAAUUUAAAUUAUUAUAUUUCUAUUAAGUUAUUAUGAUACGGUAAUCGAGUUGGCCAAUACUAUCAAUCCACAUCCACACUGCCAAUUUACCCUAACAGGUGGCACUUAAGCGAACCGGCCCAGCCAGCCAUAGAGGUAGUAUAAUAUCAUCUACGGAACCGGCUUUACAUACUAAGCAGCUGUUAAUUUUACGAGUUCCAACUUCCAGGUAUCAAAAACCCAAAAAUAAUUCACGAUGCAAUCGAAUAUUGUAUCGAUAUCAAAGCAAAGCUAGCAAACAAACAAAACAAACAAUGUUGAUUUUGACCCUGGCCGCCCCUCUUUUGAGAUCAGUUUUGCCUGUGGAGCCCCAUUGUACAGUUUUUGUACCUUUUAUUUACAACUAGCUAUUGCCCACGACUUCUUCCGCGGUACAAUGCAAUUUAUAGCGCUUGUUACUUCUGGAUAAAGUAGCUUCCUAAUGGUGAAAGAGUUAUUAAAAUCGGUCCAAUAGUUUCAGAGUUUAACGAUUACAAACAACCAAACAAACAAACACAAAUCUUUGUCUGUAUAAUAUUAAGUACUUAUAGACAAUGCUGGUACCGUUACCAGGAUUGUCUAUAAGUACUUAAUAUUAUACCUUGCCUAUUUUUGAAGCACGCUCGUAGGUGUUCAGGGUACGUAAACCCUGCACCGAGAUCUAUGUACGCAUAAUGUGUCACACACAAGCGUACAAGUUUGUAUUCAUUUUUUUAGAUAUAACUGCAUAGAUAAAGGUGUCUAAUAUCUGAAGUUUUACAAUAUCUUUGAUUUUCAAAUAUUUCAACCCAUAGUAACUACGAAUAUAAUGUCGUGCAAUUAGUGGGGAAGAUUAUUAAAUUGAUCUGUUAUUUUUUUUCUGUUAAUCUGAGUAAGUACGACCGAUACAACAAGUGUACGCUCACUGAAAUUUGCAUAGUAUUAUUGUACCUGCUCCUAAAAAAAAUAUUUACUCAUCUUGGUCGUGGAUUGGUCAAGAUAUGAUGAUAAUAUAGGAAUGUAAGGAAGUGAGCCGCUCGAUUAUCGGAUAUCAGACGCGUUGAGCAGAGUGCAGCCUGUGCGGAACGAUCAACCUCGGCGGGAACAACUUGUUAACUCUUGUCGCUCUAGCCUAGGACUAGUGUAAGUAAUUCAAAAUUGAACGAAGUAUCACGUUAACGUUUAAAUGUAAAUUAAAGAACUGUAGCUGUUUAUAAUUAAUUAUAAAGCCUUUGAGAUUACUUCGAUUGUUUUGUAUAUGAUACAUUUCUUAUUUAUGGUUAAAAUUACAAAUUAUUAUUAUCCUAGUAUAUACAGCAAUAAUACUGCUGAGUUCUUUGGUUUCGAUUGUGAUGAGGGGUUAACACUUUAACAAUAAUAUAAUUAAUUACAUGCUAAAAUAUAAUUAAUAGUUAGGAUGCAUUUUGUUCUGUUCAGUAGCGGUGCCAUUAGAUACGUUUUCGAAAUUUAUGAAUGUAACAGAAGAAGGUAUUUAUAAUUCAUUCUUCUCGACUUGCUCAGCGACGUAAGUAUCGAACGACUUCGUUGGAACUAAUUGUAUUGUGUGAAUUGCGACGCUUGAGAUUUUGGGGGUUUAAUAAUAAAAUAAAUAUUUAUUAAGUACCUAAUAUAAGUUUAUGAUCACAAUUUGUAUCCAAUACGUUUUAACACUGUAAAGAUUUACACGAUGGUUACUCGUGAGACCAUUCCAUUUUUUAGGAUAAAGUGGAAGCCAAAAUGACGACUUAUUUUUCUAAACGAUUUUGUUAGAUUGCAAAUUAAACGUGUAUAGAAAAUGUAGAUGUUUAUCAAUAUUGUAAUCAUAAGACAUUCAGAUUUCCAAAGAUCUAAAGCUCAACUAAAUUCUUUUAGCUAGCUAACGUCGCGCCAUCUUUUUAAUAUGAAACUAUGUAUAAUGUAUGCAAAAUUAACUUGAGUUUAUUACGAAGAUUUAGUCAAAUGUAGUAAAACUUAUGAAAUAGAUUGCAAUGGCAUAAUUUUAUCUGACGUCACUUAGUAUGUACAUACUUAAUUACCAUAAAAUGUGAUAAGACUUUAUUAUGUUGUAGUGUUUUAUAAUUAUUUAAGUACCUACACUAAACUUUCAUUUGUAUAAAUUUCUACGAGUUUAAAAAAAUGUCGAAUGGUGCUGUCUUAAAGCAACAUAUUUUUUUCUGUACAUUUGUGAUUCACGGUAGUGUUAUAUUUUGUAUAACGUUAUCUAUAUAGCAAUUCAUGCAUAAACAUGUCCUUUAAACAUUAUUUUUAUUGCAAAAUAAAUACCUACAUUAAUUAACGAAAUUUUAAACAGUUUCUACUCAUUUCUAUUAUUAUCAAAUUUUUUAAAUUUUGUAAAAAUAAACACUACUAGAUCGUUAUUUAUUUUACUGAAGCUACAUGUUAUUACAAAAAGAGUUCAUCGAUAGAUAUAUAAUCUUUCGAUCGUAUUUGUAUAUAAUUUAAAUACGAUGUAAAUUAUGGAAUCUCCUUUAUUUCCAUUUUAAUCAGGCGUUUCCUUAUGUGCUAUUACUUACACCAAUUACACUGUUCAGUAAUCGGUUUAAUUUUGCUUUUAACUGGAAUUAUUCUGUAAAAUAUUAUUAAUGACACGUUGUAAUAGUAAGUAUAUAAUGAUAGCCAUAAAAUAUUUGUUUUAUAUAACAUAAGUUUGUAAAUACUAUGAUUAUACAUUAAGUUUUAUACUC